GUUCUCAGUUCCUUUUUGCCUUGGAUGAAAACAGUUCUCAGAUCAGAUCAGUUUGUUCUUCGUUAUUACACGUAAACUCUAUUAAGUGCCUAUAAUAGAAAAGCUUGCCAGAAGAGGCAAAGGAGCAACACUCCUGGUCACUACUGGGCACCUACAGCCUCGGACUAAAGCAGUAAUAGGACUCAUUCACCAACUGAAUAAUGAGCACACUGAUGGAUGGGCUGACAUUUAAUCCUCCAUUAAAACUGAAAGGCGAGAUGCCGAAGGACCUUUGCGAUGACAGGUCUAAUUUACCUGCAAACUUUACUGAAAUAUCAGAUCCAAUCCGUUACACCAGCUUUGUGUUAUCUGUACUCACCUGUGCUCUGGGCUUAGUCGGCAAUGCUCUGGUUAUCUGGGUUACCGGAUUCCACAUGAAGAAACACACUUGCAAGAUUUGGUUUCUGAACUUGGCUGUGGCAGAUAUUGCCUUUGUCUUCUGCUUGCCUCUUUAUGCUGUUGCCUUAUUUACAGACAAGUGGAUAUUCGGACGAUACCUAUGUAAAGUCUAUCACUAUGUAUCGACAUGUAAUAUGUAUGCGAGUAUUUUUAUCAUAACUACCCUAACCAUCGACAGAGUUUUGGCAACGGCUAAACCAAUAUGGCACCAUAAGUUUAGCUCUCGUUGUAUUUGUUACUCAACCUGCGCAGUGAUUUGGAUAAUAACGGCUCUGUCCAGUCUUCCGGUAUUCUUUUUCAGUGAUGAAGUUACUUAUGGUGAAAAGGUGCAGUGCAAAUUGGUCAAUGCUGAACAGAGUUUAACUAAACGAAGCACUAGGAAUAUACAGGUGACUACAGCAACACCACUUUUUGGAGCAGCUCUCGAUGCUUUACCUGCUCCAUGCGAGAGUAAUGUUGCAGAAAUAUCCCUUUUAACAAAAUUUAUUGUAAUUCCUUUCCUAGUGGUUGGUUACUUUAUCCCAUUGUUUGUCAUACUAUUUUCCAAUGUAAUUAUAGCUCAACAAGUGAGAAAAUCAAAGUCAGUGAAGACUUCCAGACUGUACAGAACUAUAAUAACGGUGAUUCUGUUUUUUUUUCUGACAUGGACACCAAUAGUUAUAGCACAGAUAAUAUUGUUGGUAUCUCUGCACAAUAGCAACUUUAUACUCAUGUUUCAGAUAUACAGGAUUAUGCCUCUGAUGACCAGCAUAGCUUACACUAACUCCUGUAUAAACCCUUUCAUAUAUGCACUGGUUGGUACCCAGCUUAGAGGAGAAAUUACGGAUUUCAUAAGUAGUAAAAGACUGCUUUCAAGAAGCUCAACCUCUGCAAAAUCUUAUGCAGAACCAUAAUGAAUGAUUAUAAUAUGUACUGGCCACAGAAAAUAUAAUAUAUUGUAAUGAACAAUAAAUAAUCAACUGUUCGACUUUCCACUGAAAAGGUACAAAACUUAUACUAACAUUAGGUACAAUAAAUUGUGGUUCACCGACAAACAUAGGGGCAAAUUCACUAAGCGCCGAAGCGCCGAACGCUAGCGUUAAUUCGCUAGCGUUUGGCAUUUU
This is a messenger RNA of Xenopus laevis (African clawed frog), 1541 nucleotides long. RefSeq names its product C3a anaphylatoxin chemotactic receptor-like. The record is from RefSeq and is a predicted model, not a curated record. The coding region runs from base 201 to 1331 and encodes 376 amino acids. Lineage: Eukaryota; Metazoa; Chordata; Amphibia; Anura; Pipidae. The transcript has 2 exons.